Molecule: messenger RNA, 2017 nt
Organism: Colossoma macropomum (tambaqui)
Lineage: Eukaryota; Metazoa; Chordata; Actinopteri; Characiformes; Serrasalmidae
Gene: nudt4a
Product: nudix (nucleoside diphosphate linked moiety X)-type motif 4a
Exons: 5
Coding region: 446-997 (183 amino acids)
Biological process (GO): diadenosine hexaphosphate catabolic process; diadenosine pentaphosphate catabolic process; adenosine 5'-(hexahydrogen pentaphosphate) catabolic process
Cellular component (GO): cytoplasm; nucleus
Molecular function (GO): diphosphoinositol-polyphosphate diphosphatase activity; endopolyphosphatase activity; bis(5'-adenosyl)-pentaphosphatase activity
Source: RefSeq, a predicted model, not a curated record
AUGAGGCCCUGUGUGCAGAGGAAGAGGAGAAGGAGGAGGCGUGCUCCGCUUUACAGCGUUUUCUCCUCCCUCACAGCGCUGCUCGCGCAUCCCGGUGGAGAUCUGUCUCAUUUUCUCCUGUUGAGGCUCGAGCGGCGGCUGCGCACUGUUGAAGCUCGCGGAGAGAGAGAAGAGAGAGAGAGAGAGAGAGUAAAGAGGAGAUAGAAGAGAGGAGAGAGAGCGGAGAGAGGAGCCAUGGGGGGGAAGAGAGAGCCGGCACAGCAGCACCACACUCCAGCUUCAAAAUAAAGCAGCAGUGAGAGAAACAGCGCGGAGAGCUGGGGGCGAGUUUCUUCCGUCGGCCUGAGGGGCAGCGAGAGUGGAAACCCGCACCGUCCGCCUGUGUGAAACACUUCAUUCCUCACCUGCAUCUGUAUCUGCGGAGAAGCUCAAAAAUCUGGAAUACAUGAUGAAAUUUAAGCCAAACCAGACAAGGACGUACGACGGCGAAGGCUUCAAAAAGCGGGCCGCAUGUCUGUGCUUCAAGAACGACCGCGAGGACGAGGUGUUGCUUGUGAGCAGCAGCCGGCACCCGGAUCAGUGGAUCGUUCCAGGAGGGGGGAUGGAGCCGGAGGAGGAGCCGUGUGGAGCCGCUGUAAGGGAAGUCUAUGAAGAGACUGAACAGGCUGGUGUAAGGGGCAACCUUGGCAGGCUACUGGGGGUUUUUGAGCAGAACCAAGACAGCAAGCAUCGAACGUACGUGUAUGUGCUUACCGUCACCGAGACACUGGAGGACUGGGAGGACUCUGUUAACAUUGGUCGCAAGAGAAAGUGGUUUAAGAUUGACGAGGCUAUCCGGGUGCUGCAGUGCCACAAGCCGGUUCAUGCUGAGUACCUCCGCAGACUCACCCCUCGCUGUGGCCCCACCAACGGCAACAGUCAGGAGCCCACGGAUGAUAACGCCCCACUCCACCAAAGCACCUCACAGGACUGUGGGCUGCCGCGCUUACACAGAUAGAACUGCCAACAGGGGGCAGCUGUGUGCCACACAAAGGACGUUCUCCUUGGACUAGAAAAGACUAUUUUUUGCAUGUAUCAUUUCCACGUUUACUAUUUGAGAGAUGUUUUGUUUUUUUUUUUGUUUUUUUUUAACUGUUGAGAAACCAAAGGCUGGUAGAGAACCUGUCUUUGACCCAUGGGUCAAGCUUGAAGUGUGUAUAGAGGGUUCUUUGCAGAAGGUUUCCUACAGGCAAACAGUUGUUGGAAUUGAGCAGGAAGUGAAGACUGUCAUGGCACUGGUGGACGUUUUGGAGUGUGAACUAUGGCUGCGUGCCUUUGAUGGAAUUACAAAGAGGCGAAGGAGUCCUGAAAAACAACUGUUGAAUUUGUAGUGUUAUUUAUUCAUGGUUUGAGUGGUGGUUUAAAGAAUGUUGAAAAUGAAUCUAAAGCUUCAUUAGAUGUUAACAGGUUUAUAAGGCUGAGCAAAAAAUACUUGAUGUAAAAAUUCACAACCAAAUUGCAAAAAAGAAUCUUUUUUUUAAUGCUAUUUUCUUAAACAUGUCAAAGUACAAUAGUAUGAUUUGAAAUGAAGGAGCCGGGUGCCUUUAAAGGAGAUGCAUCCUCAUGUUCAAUGCUUUUGAUCGCUGUAGAUGACAUUAUUUUAUGCCGAUACUGUAGUUCUAACAUGCUGUGAACGUUUGAGUUGUUUUCACAGGUUGGUCUUAAAUGUGAACUCAACCUAAGCUCAUGUAAUCUUCAUUUUCCAUGCACUUAAAGAAACUUCAACCUGUUUCCCCAAUGUAACUUCAGUGAAACUAUUUUUGAAAUUUGUUUAUGUAAACUAAACAUGUUAAAACUUUUGGUGCUAUUGUUUGUGUUUAUCCUCAAAGCCAAGACAAGGCAACAAGUGUUUUGAGCCAAAGUUUGAGUCAAAUGUGUGAUAUUUAACAUGUAUUAACAAAAAUGGCAGAACUGUAGGCAAAAGAACAACUGCACAUUUAACAGAUUAUAACAGCGUUUCUUUUUUGUGCCAAUGCUG